This is a messenger RNA of Haliotis rufescens (red abalone), 7355 nucleotides long. RefSeq names its product protein FAM149B1-like. The transcript has 16 exons. The record is from RefSeq and is a predicted model, not a curated record. Bases 1161 to 3164 code for a protein of 667 amino acids. Lineage: Eukaryota; Metazoa; Mollusca; Gastropoda; Lepetellida; Haliotidae.
GGUGGCAAUCAGGCUGGUGAAAGCAAGCUCUGCUAUAGGUUGGACUUACUCUCAGUGUUAGAAUGGGAUGAGAGAACAAGCUGAGAGGAUGUUAAGAUGGAUAAUGCCAAGAAUAGACAGUGUAUUGGAUGAUCAUUAUGGAGCGUGUUGUUUGAUAUGAUGUGCUUCAUUGACUUGUGAUGGGCACAAUAGCAGCAUUGCUUGGGAUGAGCACUCCGGAAAGCUUUUGGAUCUGUUUCACUAGCCACUACUCAUUUCACAAUUGUUAACAGUGUUGUGUGUUCAUCCAGGUUCUUGCAAACAGGUGCUUUCCAGGUUGUCUGCUUCUAGUGCUUUUAUUAUGAAUCCUACCUUAAUGCACCAGAGUGUUUUUGGCUUGAAUGUUUUCAAAUCAGUUUGCAUUAUCAUGUCAGCCAAAGCCAUUUACUUUGUAGUAAUUGGAAUUGAUCAAGGCACUAUUUAGAGUCCAAACGUGUAUAAUUUGCCAAAUAUACAAGAUUUUUCCAUUGUCAAAAAUUAAGUGCCUUGGUGAACUGUGAUAUGAUCUAGAGACCAUUGAAAUGCUUGUCAAAAUUAGUGGAUUUAUGUUCUAGAUAUCAUUAAUGGGAAGAAAGACUUGUGUUAUUUGAGCUGUUUGGGUGAAGUUAAGGAGGUUUUCAGGUGCAUUAAGUGAUAGGUGUUGAUAGGGGCAACUGAGGUCGACAGUUAUUCAAAUAGCCCUUGGACAGGGCAGUGUUAACAGUGCCUUAGGUCUUGUUCCUGUGCUUCCAAGUUACAGAGAUUUUUUUGACUGCCAAAAGUACUUUAGCCCGCCAUUAGGAAGCUUUACAGUGGACUUGCCAGAGACUGACAGCAGUUGUGUUGUCUUGUGAACCAUAUUUGCUUUAAAUGAGCCACAUUGAUCCAAUCAAAGGAUAUUAAUGUGUUACCAGUUUGUAUCCAACAGUAAUUCCAAAUAGGCUGAAAAUUUCUACAUAACAACAGAUUUGAAACAAAAUCUGGCAUGAGAAACAUUCAGGAUAUAUGACAAGAGGAUCCUUCCAUCCAGUGGUGUGUCUUCAAUAUACACGGCUUCAUUAUGGAAUGUGUGAUGCAGCUCUAGCUGUGACAUCAAACCUCACGCCCCCUGAUGCAGCCUAAAGUGUCCGCGUUUUGCCCUGAUGACACUCCACGUUGCAGGUGUUGAUCCAGACACCCAUGCACACCUGACUUACCUGCUGUUGAAGCAGUUGCCCCACCUGUCCCCCGCGAACCUGCCCCCUCACGCCUAUACGCUGGCACACACAGGCAGGGGUAAGGGAUAUGGUCCUCCGCUACCCCCGCUGAUUGCCCUGGGGAAAGGGGCGCCAUCAUCGUCAUCAUCUUCACGAGUGACAUCGGUUUCAUCAUCCAGUGGAAGUUUUGUACGGGAGCGAUUAGAUGAGAUUCUUGUAGUCCGAGGACGAGGCUUUACCCGCACACCUAUCGAUGACCGCCCACCGCUUGACAGUGUUGAUGAGGAUCCCAUCAUGCGUCAGAUCCUGGACAGCAUACAUGAGCCUGUAUCAAGCCUCAACACAACCCCAGCAAGCAGUGGGCGGUCCUCCCCCACGAUCGAAUCACACAGCACCCUGUCAGCAUCACAUGGAGGGUGGACGACUGGCAACACCACCGAGAGGAGCAGCCUUGACUCCUCCUACUCUUGGGAUGAGUUUGACCGCCAGGCAGCAAAGACAGUGAACCAGCUGUUUGAUGAGAUUGAGCGGUUCUUGUUCGAAGGCAGCAGUGAGAACCCGUCCAGUAUAUUCAAGGAAUGCAAGGAUUGGAGCACACACUUUCCUCAUCUCAGGGUUUUGGGCACCCAGAAGGUGGAGCCCCAGGAUGAGGGUUUUCAGGAGAUCCCCCAGGACAGUCCUCGACUCUCCUCACCAGGGCUGCUCCUUGACGUCACAGACAACGACAUCUCCAUAUCAGCUGAUUCUCAGGGGCUCAGUGUAACGGGUAGACAGAUGAAGGCGAUGAAGGCACCCGUGGAUGCGGCAGCUAUCCACACAGACCGGGACUACUCCAAGAAUGAGUAUGCCUAUCUCUUUGAGGAAAUACUGGCACAAGAUGGCGUCUACGAGGAGGUCAUCGCCAUCGACUACAAGGAUGUCCAUGAAGACUCUGAACACAAGAAGCAGAUCACCCCUCGACGACGGCGGAUAGGUUAUCCCCCCAUCACCCCCAACGCUUGUGUGAAAGAUAGUGUAGCUAGUUCCGUGUUUGACUGCAUGUGGAAUGAGAUCAUCUCCUGGAUGAGGCCAAUUAUAAAGGAAUAUACCAUUCUAAUAGAAUCCAAACAAGAUCUAGUGCCUUCAUCAGGGUUCCAUGUGUCGCCCAUCGGCCUCCAUGACCCAGGACGCACAACCAGGGAGUCGUCCUACAUGGGCUUGAUGCAACCCAGACCAUUCCAGGCCCUGACACUACAGCGGGCCCACACUCACAUCGGCACGACAGACCCGCAGAAAUCCAUCGAUGGUUGUCUCCAGAUCUCCAGGGUUACUCUCAAAAACAAGAAUGCACCAGAGUCGACUGAUUCGGAAUCGGUAUCCCCGGCUCGACCUAGCUCCAGCAUGAUUGGCAAGCGGCCGACUAGCGUGAAGAUUCUGCCCUACCCCAGUCGGCGCAAGGCCCUGGCGCCUCUCCCUGACAGGUCCAAGACACCAAGUGUGGAGGAGGAGAUGCCAAACAGUAUCAGCAUCAGACGAAUAACACCCGCCCCCAUACAGAAGAACACCGCCCUCCCACCUCUAGCCUACGACCCGCAGCAGGAGAAGGGCAAGCGGAAAAUGACCUCGUUACGAGUCAGCAGUGCUAUUGAGAACAAGGAUGUGCGAACGCUUCACUUCAACCGGGAGAAGAGCAACCCGUCCAUCGACCCACGGCCCAGUACAACUCAUGCAAUGAGAUCUGAUACUCCUUUUCAAAUGGGAACUUCCGGGCGUCGGUCGUCAACACCGCUGGGCUACAGCAGGGGUAUGCUUCAUGGCAGCAAGUCUCUCGGCAUCACCGGCAGCAGUCUCCAGCACUCGUCCGACCUCGGUCCACCUCCCAACAUCAUGGAGAAUGAAGGGAUGGAAGAGAGUCCACUACACAACCAGUGGCCACCAAAUGCAUCUCGGAGGAGGACUGUGCGUACUUGAUAGGACAUGAGAAUUUUGCAAUGUGUGCAAGUUCGUGCCAUCAAUUGUGUCUUUCCACACUCAAGGAACUUAUCCCUUCAUCCUAACUUGUGAUACCAAACAGAAGAUGAGGACAUAGCCUGUGAUACAGGGAGAACCCGAUACACGCAGAGAACCCAUUAUGUAGAGAGAGCAAGUCGGGGGGUCUCUCAACAAGCACCUGUCUGUCCAGCUCUUAGCCAAAUGUCAAUGCCACGGUCUCUUGCUUCAACCUCUACAGCACUAGAAGUGGUGCAUCCAGGGAUGUGACACCGCUGUGUUUCUAAGAGGAUGUUGGGAUAGUAAAGGAUUCUGUUUCAAAAGGAAAGGUGGUUUAUUUUCUGCAUGUAACACCGCUGCCUUUCUUAGCUGAAGUUUGGAUGGUACAGGAUUCUGUUUCAAAAGGAAAGGUGGUUUGUUUUCUACAUGUAACAAUGUAUGGUAUGAAGAGAUGUGUCAUAUGUCCAAGUGUGUGUCCAUAGUCUCGGGCCCAUGCUUCAAUCACAAGAGGGGCACACAGAGUGUCAACCUUCAUGUUUCGGGCCAUGCUGCAGCUGAAACGCUAUCCGUGAGUGUCGGCACACAUAGGAGUGGUAGGACUGAGACGUGAUGUAUCAGCCCACUGGACCAUGUUCACAAAGGUCCAGCACUGUUCAACUGUAUUGUAUCAAUCAGACAUUUGGGAUUCUGGUCUCAGUGUAAGGAAAGCACACAUGACUUGUCUAUCAGACUUACUGUGAUAUGGUGCCUCUGGUGCCCUCCGGCUUCAGUGGGGGCCUCCUGCAGUUCCUGUGAUUAUUGUCAAGUUGGGCCUCAUCGGUCACAUUUACUCAGCCUGAUCUUUACCUCAUGCGAGUGUUAAGUAGUCCUGGAAACAAAUCUACAGACCUAUAUUUACAGAUAUUCUAAUAACACAAUAAUGAACACAAUAAUGAACACAAUAAUGAACACAAUAAUACAGAGACUCCUCACCAUGUAAUAUCGCCUACUGUAGAUCUGUUAUCUGUUAGCUGUGUUGUGAUUGUCAUUAUGAAUCCUGUGAUAUGUUCGACUAACCUGACACACACCAGGGGCAGCUGCUGCUUAGUCGUGCUUUGCCAACUUAGAGCCACUGUAUUGAGCUGUUUCUGUCCCAAGUAGCAAUAUUCAAGCCAUGCCUCGACCUGGCAAACCAGUGAUUGAUUGCAGGAGCACAGUCCACAUGGAUGACACACCUUUGGCAAGGUCACACAUUGUGACCAACCGAUCCUCAUCUUAGUCUACUUCAACAAGCAUGGGUUUGUAGGAUCUGCCAGGACAUGGUACCACAAGGCUGCUGUCUGUACUCCAGGGAUUAUUCAUUUGAAUCCUUAUGAAGCAAGUUCAGCUGCUUAGUCAGCUAAUGUGGGCCAUGAUACUAUCAUAGUUACAUUAGAACUAGUGGUGGGACGAUACACCGAAGCAUCGCUGGAUAGUGAUUUUUUACUUCUCUACAGUAAAAAGUAUCGCUUCUUACCUUUAUAUGUUUUCUUGAAUAAGUGUUACACCAAACACUAAUUACUAAUGAAAAUGAGUAGGGAAAACGUAAAUAUUUUCUUCCAUUGUGCCAUACCUGACACUGCCAACUGUUAAUCAUUAGUGUGCCAGGUAUUUGGCAAUCCUGUCUAUGAAAAAAGUGGCUUACGCAUCACAGAUAAGUGCACAUGCAAGUAUCAUGAUACGUAUCGGAUCGUGAGCAAGGUAUCGUGAUACGUAUCGGAUCGCACAGUUGGUGUAUCGUCCCAGCCCUAAUUAGAACUGACAGUGGCACGUAAUUAGCUUCAAGGGGAUGUGAUACGUAUCGGAUCGUGAGCAAGGUAUCGUGAUACGUAUCGGAUCGCACAGUUGGUGUAUCGUCCCAGCCCUAAUUAGAACUGACAGUGGCAUGUAAUUAGCUUCAAGGGGAUGUGAUACGUUAAUGUUGAUCUGUAGGGCCACAGUACCUUGUUUUGUUGAACCAUUCCGUGUAGUGCUUCCCAGUCUGCUGUGACAUGAUGACAUUGGUCUCAGUGUUGGUGCCAUGCCCCUGCAGGCAGACAAUUCAACAGUCAUUCUUAGAUAGCCAUUCAUAGAGCAGUUGUCUUUGAUUUGGGAGGUUAUCAAAAGGUUGAUGAAGCUGAUAAAACUAAUUAAUUUAUUUGUAUUUUUGAGAGAACUUACUAUCUCUUUGAUAUCAGAGGCAGUCACUGUCAUUACUUAAUAAAUUGCUUAAGAUGUUUUGUUAGUCUUUUUUUUUUUUUAAAGCCUGCUUUAAGUUUGCUGGUGAAAGAAAGGGAGUUUGACACAAGCAACAGUUCAAACCUUAAAUUCAUGCAGGCUUUCAGAUUGGUAUGUCUUCAAGGACAUUGACUGAUUGUAUUCUAAAAUGUCCUGAAGAUCUUAUUCAAAUAUGGUAAUGAAACAGAAGAUUGUUCUAUCAAGUGUUGAUAAAAUCCUGAAAAUUCCCUCAUGACAUUUUUUGGAAAUAUAAGUAGUCUGACAGGCAAUUUCCUGUUAUUAACAUUACAAUAAUUAAUUUGACAGCAAUUUAUUGACCUCGAUUCAACCCUGUUAUGUUUGCUCCUGCAUCAUUGACAGAUCAAUCUUCAAAUGUUUUACUGUUUUAAAUGAAUACUGGUUUAGUUACAGAAAUUAUUAUAAAAAAAGGCAGCUCUAUGAUUUGUCCACCUGCCUGAGCAACAUGUAUAAGCCAGGACACGGAACAUGUUUAAGCCAGGACACGGAACAUGUUUAAGCCAGGACACGGACAUGUUUAAGCCAGGACACGAACAUGUUUAAGCCAGGACACGGAACAUGUUUAAGCCAGGACACGGAACAUGUUUAAGCCAGGACACGGAACAUGUUUAAGCCAGGACACGGAACAUGUUUAAGCCAGGACACGGAACAUGACACGGAACAUGUUUGUUGUUGCAAUGUGUUCUGUUGUUGAGAACUGUAGCCUCAAAUAGUUCGCGCUGCUCUUUUCAUCUCAUAUAUGGUGCCACAAUCAUUAAUCAUUAUGCACAAGGGUCAAUAUGUAAUUUGUUUUUAUGAAAGUGCUACUGAUGUAAAUACUGUACAGAUGUGUUUGAAUGUUACUUGUUAUCAUCUAGCAUCAUGAACAAACUACUCGCAUGUGUACCACAGCCUCGCCUACAUACGGGUUACCUAAUCAUUCUUGUAGAUCCGAGGAUGUAACAUAUUUCUGUUGAUGACUGUUAAUCUCUUGGAGACUUGGGUAAUCAACAUCCUGAUGGGGGUAAACAAACAAACAAACAAACAAACAAACAAACAAACUGAUGGUUAUGAAAGAACACUGUCUUGUCUCUUAACAAAUGCAAAUGUUUAGAAUAGAAAACAAUCCAAAAAAGUGUCCAUAUGAUGGGAAUACCUGUUUCUUAAUACAUGUAGUUCCUGCAAGUGGUGACUAUAUGUGACCCUAGCUUUUCUAUGGCUGCCAAAUUUUAGAAUUGAUUCGAUUGGCAUACAUACUCCAUAAUUAUGAUCAGAUCUGGGCAUGUAGUUAAGUUGAAAAGCGAUAAUUGUAAAGUUAGACUUUCUUUUGAAUCUCUCUUCAGCCAUGGGCUUGGCAUUUCAACAUUAAUGCAACUUGUAGCUUUCUUUCAGUCUCAGUGUGGCAAACGAUUAUUUUAAAAAUAUAUUUCGCUUGCAGCUAGAGUACAAUUGUGUACAAUUUACAUUACUGUCUGAUAUCUAUUACAGUUCUGUUAGAAGGCAUGAAUGUAUCUACCUCCAAUUAGGUUUUUUUUAAAAUGCAAAAAACUAUUUCCCAACAGCGGAUCUUGUGCUUAAAUGUGAUGACUGGGUAAUUUGUAUUGAUGUUAUUCUUGCCACACUGACAUUGUAUAGAAAGGUAUUGGUUUUCAUCGAGGAGGUACCACUUGUCUGUGGGUCUUAAGCAUUGUGUAGAUAAUGUGUAUCCUCCUGACUAACCUUUGUAUGGACUAAUAUGGUUCAAGAACUAAUGGCUUAUAUGCAUAUUGUAUGGUGUACUCAUUUCUCAUUAUCAAGUUUCAAUGUGAUUAUUUCCGUUACUAGGAAUGUUAUCAACUGGCAGUUGUACAUAUGAAAGCUUUGUGAUUACAUCAAUGUAGCCAUGUGCAAUAAAUGGAACAGCCAGGUACAUAGUUGUAAAUAAAUACAUUUCUCUUAUCA